AUGGAAGGUUUAUUCUUUAAUGUGAACAACGGUUUCCUGGAAGGGAUCGUCCGAGGCUACAAAUCUGGUAUACUGACUCAAUCUCAUUAUGCCAGCUUGGCUCAGUGCGAGUCAUUGGAAGAUUUCAAAACGCAGCUGUCCGCGACUGACUAUGGAAACUUCCUCGCAAACGAGCCAUCCCCGCUGUCCACCGCAACUAUCGCAGACAAGGCGACCCAGAUCCUCGUAGACCAGUUCAACUUCCUCCGUAACAAUUCCGUCGAACCGCUGACGAACUUUCUGGAUUAUAUAACGUACGGGUACAUGAUUGACAACGUAAUACUACUCAUAACGGGGACGCUCCACGAAAGGGACACCCACGAACUUCUCGAGCGAUGCCAUCCACUGGGCAUCUUUGACACCAUGCCCGCGUUAUGCGUGGCAACCAAUGUCGAAGAACUCUACCAGAGCGUGAUGGUGGAAACUCCUUUAGCGCCCUACUUUCGUGACUGCCUCUCUGCCGCUGAUCUCGAUGACCUGAACAUCGAGAUCAUCAGGAACACCGUCUACAAAGCGUACCUAGAAGACUUUUACAACUACGUCUCCACCAUUGGUUCAACGGUCAUGCAGAACAUUCUCGCCUUUGAAGCUGACCGACGAACUAUCAACAUCACCAUAAACUCUUUCGACACGGAGCUCACCAAGGAUCAACGUGCCAAACUUUUCCCCGCCAUUGGCCGUUUGUUCCCCGCAGGCAACAAUGUACUCGCUAAAGCGGACGACAUUGACCAGGUUCGUCAAGUGUGCGACAACGUCGCUGAAUAUCGUACUUUUUUCGACAACUCAGCAUCGGCCCAGAGCAGUGGAGACGUCGGGGACUUUGGAGUAGCCGCACAGUUGGAGGAUCGUUUCUUCCGCAUGGAGGUACACCUCAACAAGUUGACUUUCCUGCAGCAGUUCCAGUAUGGCGUGUUCUACAGUUAUGUGAAACUGAAGGAACAGGAGAUACGAAACAUUACAUGGAUAGCAGAGUGCAUUGCCCAAGAUGCAAGAGAUAGGAUACAUGAUUUCAUACCGAUAUUCUGA
This is a messenger RNA of Suillus bovinus, 1065 nucleotides long. Its product is annotated as ATPase V0 complex subunit D. Gene Ontology annotation, cellular component: vacuolar proton-transporting V-type ATPase complex; proton-transporting V-type ATPase, V0 domain; fungal-type vacuole membrane. Gene Ontology annotation, molecular function: proton-transporting ATPase activity, rotational mechanism. Bases 1 to 1065 code for a protein of 354 amino acids. The transcript is spliced from 5 exons. Gene Ontology annotation, biological process: vacuolar acidification; proton transmembrane transport; vacuolar transport. The record is from RefSeq and is a predicted model, not a curated record. NCBI's taxonomy places the organism in Eukaryota, Fungi, Basidiomycota, Agaricomycetes, Boletales, Suillaceae.